This is a messenger RNA of Xyrauchen texanus (razorback sucker), 4045 nucleotides long. Its product is annotated as ribonuclease ZC3H12A-like. Gene Ontology annotation, cellular component: cytoplasmic ribonucleoprotein granule; nucleus. The coding region runs from base 193 to 2154 and encodes 653 amino acids. Gene Ontology annotation, biological process: 3'-UTR-mediated mRNA destabilization; nuclear-transcribed mRNA catabolic process, RNase MRP-dependent. The transcript has 6 exons. Lineage: Eukaryota; Metazoa; Chordata; Actinopteri; Cypriniformes; Catostomidae. Gene Ontology annotation, molecular function: RNA endonuclease activity; metal ion binding; mRNA binding. The record is from RefSeq and is a predicted model, not a curated record.
UAAAAGGUGUGUCGAAAGAGGAGUCUCCGGUAUUUUGCUGCUUUGAGGUCAAAAGGGACAAACCCCUAUUAACUUUGUCAGCUUUAAUAACUCCAUUACAAAGAGACUGCAGAUUAAAACGGUGGCACACACGGAGAACAGAUGUUAAACUAAAGGUGUGACUGGCAAAGUUUGAUUUUUUCCAGUGAAGAGAUGAGUGCUGAAAUUAGCACCAUCCCCACGUUACCACUUUUUUUGGAUUCUAUUUGGUCUAAACAAGUCAACGCAUCUCACAGCUCUGACCAAAACCACACCAACGUAUGGGUAACGGCACCCACGGCUGUAUACGACCCUCCUGUUCCCUACAUUGGCAGAAUGGACCCACCCCAGCCCGGCACGACCCCAGACGAGGCCUGUGAACUGGGGUCUGAGUUUCAGGCCCAGCUCGACUUGUUCCUCAAGCUGGGGUUUUCCCAAAUGCAAGUUCGAGCUGCUUUCCUGAAACUCGGUGUCAACGCAGAUACAAACAAAGUUCUGGGGGAGCUGAUACAGGCUGGUGUGCAAUCAGGGGAGAAAUUGGAACCCACAGCCUCCCCGUUGCUGGUUCCACGUGGGGACGGUACCAGUAAGACCCGGAAUGUCCAGACACACUGUCAUAGCGCUCUGGAAGUGUCUACGGCUCCGGAAGAGCUGACAGAAGAUGACGAUACCCUUCGACCGAUUGUUAUUGAUGGGAGUAAUGUAGCAAUGAGCCAUGGUAACAAGGAAGUUUUCUCCUGUCUGGGAAUUCAGCUAGCAGUGAACUUUUUCCUGGAGCAAGGCCAUGUUGACAUAACAGUGUUUGUACCUUCCUGGAGGAAAGAGCAGCCGCGGCCAGACGUCCCAAUUACAGAUCAACACAUUCUCCGGGAUUUGGAACGCAGGAAGCUCUUGGUGUUCACGCCGUCCAGAAGGGUGGCAGGAAAACGGGUGGUUUGCUAUGACGACCGUUUUAUCGUGAAGCUGGCGUAUGAUUCCGACGGCAUCAUUGUGUCCAAUGACACGUACCGAGAUCUGCAGGGAGAACGUCCUGAGUGGAAGCGAUUCAUCGAGGAGAGACUUCUGAUGUACUCUUUCGUCAAUGAUAAAUUUAUGCCUCCGGAUGACCCUCUGGGAAGACAUGGUCCCACCCUUGACAACUUUUUGAGGAUAACUCCACGACUAGCCAAGAAACAGCCAUGCCCUUACGGAAAGAAGUGCACCUAUGGAAUCAAAUGUAAGUUCCACCACCCAGAGCGAACCAAGCAGUUCCAGCGGGCUCUAGCCGACGAGCUACGAGACAAGGCAAAAGGUUCAUCUGCACCAAACAAACCACAGUCGGUUUCUCUUGCUCCGAGUCAAAGUCCAUCUCUGGAGGAAGUUAUGGAACAGAAACUAUCUCUGGACCCAUCUGGAUCUCCCAAGAAGAGUUACGCCAGUGAAAACGUACUUGUCAUCAAAGGUGUCCCCCAGCCAACUCAGAAGAAGUUUUCCUCAAAGAGAGAUCGAAGUAGUCGCCAUUCCCCAACAAGUCUAGAUUGUUUUCCUAAUGGAUCGCAGGAGCAUUUGGAUUCGGGCUUGGGUUCCUAUGAAUGUCAUUCCCCUGAAGCUCCACAGUUUGACCGCUACUGCGGAACUGACCACAGGAAGUUUAAACCAUCCACCAGUGGAUGGCAUCGCUAUGCUCCAACCAAUAGCCAACCCUGCAGUUGCUGCUCCAACCAAUCCCUGAGCUCCAGUGGAGCCAAUCAGCACCACAGCAUGGGCUCCAACUCACCAAACCCAGAACAUAUGGGUUACGCUCAACCCCGUUACCACUCCUAUGGAGGAGGUCCAAUUUACCCACCAGCCAACAUGUCGCAGUAUUCAUUUCCACACACUAGGGGGCAUCCACCCCACCAGGGUUACUGGUCCGACCAUUAUGGUGGCUAUCCACCAGCAUGCCACAAUGCCGUGCAUGGAGAGCGAGGCCGUGGACACUGGUCCCACUCCAACCACAAUCCUCAGUGGUCCGAAAGGGAACAAGUGAGGAAGAAGUUGCUGGCAAUUUUCAACGCACGUUUGGUGGAUAGGGCCAUGGACAUGUUCCCCUAUCUUCUAGACCCUCAAAGACUUGCCGCAGAGAUUUUGACCCAGUCUCAGGAUGGAGCUUUAUAAGUAUCUAUUUUUGGGACUGUUUUUAAUCUUAUCCAAAGGAUUUGACAAUAAUAAGAGUAAACUUUUGGCACAGAGUGUGUCCUAAAGAGGUAUGACGCAUUAAAGCGAUUUUGUUCAUUGUAAAUAUGAGGUUUGGUCCUGCUGCAACCACAAUUAAUUAUUGUGUCAGUUGUUUGGUUUCUAUUUGGUCCAAAAUUCUGCUUCACUUAAACUCAAAGUAUACUUCGAUUCUGACACGAAUGCUCAGUCAAACGCGAGCCUGGCAAAGUAUAAUCCAUAUGAUGUAGUUGGUGCAUGUGUGCUAUGACUGCUACGAGGCAACGUGUCUUUAAAGUCCUUCAGACUCGAGUUAUACAAUUGCAGGUAUCUUCUGACCUCCUCACAUAUGCGUGCUUGAUGUGCACACCCACUGUCGUUGUUUCCACCUCGUUUACUGUUGUUUAGCAGCGAUUAGAUCUUCUAGAGCAUCUUGGUGACCACAACGGCUCAGUUGUGAGUGUUGCCACCUUGUGGCCCCACAAAUUGGUGCUUGCGUUCAGUGUUUCAGCGAGGAGAGAAAAAUGGGUAACACUUUAAAAUAAGGUUAAAUUUAUUAACAUUACAUACAUUUACAUUCAUGCAUUUUGCAGACGCUUUUAUCCAAAGCGAAUUACAGUUCACUUAUUACAGGGACAAUCCCCCCCGGAGCAACCUGGAGUUAAGUGCCUUGCUCAUGGACACAAUGGUGGUGGCUGUGGGGAUCGAACCAGCAACCUUCUGAUUACCACCACCGCUCCAUUAUCCUUAUUAAUUAACACUAUUGGUUAACAUGAACUUGCAAUAAACAAUACUUUUAGUGCAUCAAAAGUUGUAUAUGUUAACAUUAGUUAAUGCACUAAGAACGAACAUGAACUAACAAUGAACAAUUGUAUUUGUAUUCAUUAACUAAAAUUUUAAAACGGCUUAAAACAUAUUUUUUGUUAUUGUUAGUUCAUGACAAAUAACAAUAACAAAUGUAACCUUAUUAUAAAGUGGUACUGAAAUAAAUAUAUAUUUACAAAGGUUAGCAUGCCUUCAAAGCAGUUGUUGGUACCAUAAACAAAAUGCAGUAAUCUACAGUGUGACACGACGAUGUAACACAAAAGUAAUUGCGAAAAUAGCGAUAACGGCACAUUAACGCCGACACGUUUUCUAAGUGAAUUUCUAAACAAUGGACUGCUGACACAAACUCAUACAAGUGGACCUACUUCAAUUGUAUUUUUCCUAUAACUUUUGUAAAUUCACCACUUGUUGUAUUAAACAACAGGGUGUUUUCCCUCUUGCCAUAGUUCUCAAGAGUUAUAUUUACAUUUGUUAUAAUUUUGAGUGUUUGAGUUUUAUCAUUAUGUAAUGACGACAUGACACAUGUAUAAAUAUAUACAGUAUAUAGAUAUAUUUGUGUGUAUGCCUAAGUGUAAUUAAUUGAGGUUAUGUCCUUGAUCUGCAGUACCAUGUAGAUUAAAUGUGUUAAAUGUGUUCGCACUGUGUGCCUUAACUGACAUUUGCUAUGCAGAACUACCAGAAACUUAUAAAAUGUCCUAAAUUAUGCAAUCAUCACCAAUGUAACUUCAUACAAUUCAGAAAGAGAAGAGAAAUGCACCUAUCGGAAGUUGGGCUGUCAUUAGAGUAUAGUUAAGAGACAAAGAGACUUUGUUGUGAAACUUUUGGUGCCUCUGUUAGUUUGUUUUGAUUGAAGAUGUUUAGAUUUUUGUUGGUAGUCUGCAAAAUUGAGUAGGCAAUAUUUUGCCAAUUUUUUGGGUUUAGCAGCUUUGGCGAUCUGUCAAAUCUUAAUGUGCUCUCGCCUCAUUUAUACACGUCUUUACCUUUUUUGUGCUGUGUCUCAUAUUUUACAAAUAAAUGCCAUGAUAUUUAU